Messenger RNA from Triticum dicoccoides, 2025 nucleotides. Its product is annotated as probable mitochondrial adenine nucleotide transporter BTL3. The transcript is spliced from 4 exons. NCBI's taxonomy places the organism in Eukaryota, Viridiplantae, Streptophyta, Magnoliopsida, Poales, Poaceae. Bases 316 to 1587 code for a protein of 423 amino acids. Gene Ontology annotation, biological process: transmembrane transport. The record is from RefSeq and is a predicted model, not a curated record.
UCGCCGCUGCUUGGCCUCUCCUGCCUCCGGGCGGCAAGAUCCAAGGCCAGGAGCCGGAGGCAAUUCCCCCCCUCCUCCCCUCCCCACCAACUGCAAACAAAAUCGCGGCUCGCAAGAACAAGGAUAAAAAUCCCGUCUUUCCUUCCCUUGCGCCGCCACCACCCCCGCAUCUACUUCCUCGCCACCCCGCCCCGAGCUGAUCGGUGUUCAGCUGGAUUACUCAGGCCCCCCUCGAUAAAACCGAUGCUUCUCCAGCCUCGCUAACCCUAGCAGCAGAAGCGGCCUGUAGCAUCCGUGCGUCUUGGGCCCGCCGCCAUGCCGUGGCUGGAGAUGUGGCUGCCGGCCGCGGGCGAGGGGGCGGCGGCGGGGCUGUUCCUCGACGCCGGCGACGCGGCGGCGCACGGCGCGCUCCUCGCGGCCAUGCCCGGCUGCUCGGCCUCCUUCGGCGUGCCGCGGCGGCGGCGUGGGAGGGCGCGGCCGGGGUUCCUCUCGAUGACGAUGUCGGUCAAGGGGGGCAGGGGGUUCGCGCCGGCCCCCGUGGGGCUGCUCACGAGCGGGGAUGAGAAGGGCGGAGGGGCGGAGGUCGCGGAGGGGCUGGUCGCCGGGAGGGGCGCGGAGGGGCUGGUGCUGGUGGAGGCGGAGGCGGACGGGAAGCUGACGGAGGAGAAGGAGGCUCAUUCUGGGGCCGGCGCCAUGAACACCACCAAGCAUCUCUGGUCUGGAGCCGUCGCCGCCAUGGUCUCAAGAACAGUUGUUGCUCCCCUUGAGAGGCUAAAGUUGGAGUAUAUAGUUCGUGGUGAGCAGAGGAAUCUAUUUGAGCUUAUCCAAGCGAUUGCAACAACGGAAGGAUUGAAAGGCUUUUGGAAAGGGAACUUAGUCAAUAUCCUCCGUACUGCUCCAUUUAAGGCGGUCAACUUCUAUGCAUAUGACAGUUACAGAAAGCAACUUCUCAAAUGGUCUGGUAAUGAAGAAACAACCAAUCUUGAGAGAUUUAUCGCUGGUGCUUCUGCUGGUGUUACAUCAACGAUAAUGUGCAUACCCAUGGAUACGAUUAGGACAAAGAUGGUUGCCCCUGGCGGUGAAGCAUUAGGUGGGGUUAUUGGUGUUGCCCGCCACAUGAUCCAGACUGAAGGGUUGUUCUCACUGUACAAGGGAUUAGUGCCUUCUCUUAUUAGCAUGGCACCCUCUGGCGCUGUAUUCUACGGGGUGUAUGACAUACUGAAGAUGGCUUAUCUGCAUUCACCCGAAGGAAAGAGGAGAAUAUCAAUGAUGAAACAACAAGGUCAAGAGGCAAAUGCAUUAGAUCAGCUUGAGUUGGGCACUGUUAGGACGUUACUCUAUGGGGCCAUCGCUGGGUGCUGCGCUGAGGCAGCCACAUACCCUUUUGAAGUAGUUAGGAGACAGCUACAGUUGCAAGUCAAAGCAACAAAGAUGAAUGCACUUGCAACAUGCCUAAAAAUUGUUGAUAAAGGUGGAGUACCAGCACUUUACGUUGGCUUGAUCCCCAGCUUGUUACAGGUUCUGCCAUCGGCAUCUAUCAGCUAUUUUGUAUACGAGCUAAUGAAGAUAGUCCUGAAAGUGGAAUGAGUGCAAGUUGAUUCUUUGUGCCAAUGUAGCAAGUUCAGGAGACUCAGCUGACAUUACCUUGGUAAAAGUUGCAAGCAAUCAUCGAUUUAUCAGUGCAUCUAGCACAUUUUCUUUUUUCUGGUAGGCUUACUUCACGAAAGCUUCAGAGGCUGUGAGUGUAGCUUCAUUUUGGUCAAAGCAUUUUCAUUUGAAGCUUUGCUGUCACAGUAUUCUUGUGCACGAGCUCAGCCGUGCCUCUGUUCUGUUUGCUCGUCUAUAGCAGAUUGAGCUGUGCCCGAGUGAAAACAUUUGGCCUUCAAAUUUCAGUUAACAAGGUUUCAAAUUUUAAUGCUUGAUGUAUGGAUGGAUGCAUGUCUGCAAGCCAGAACGAUUUUGUUUGCUGCAGGCUCUUGAGAACUGAUAUUUGCCUCCUGGCUCCAGUCAUUCGUGCAGACGUUA